AAUUAUUUUUCUGUCAUGAAAUGAAAUGCCAAAAUAAUUUUGGCACAUGUGAUUUUGUCUCGAAACGUGUAUGAAAAUUUGAAAAAUGGCAAGUCCUGUUAUUGAAGAAUUGCAAAGAGCAGCCUUAGUAAUUAUGGCUCCAGCAGAGGCUGUUUCUCCUGAACAACGAAAACAAGCCGAACAAUUGUAUAUUACUUUCCAAAAGACAAAAAAACCAUACAAUUUGUGCCGUGAAAUACUAGAAUCGUCGACUGUCGAUCUUCUUAUGUUUCAAGCUGCUGGUUUAUUAAAAAGUGCGUUAAUUCGUGAAUGGAGUGAACUUGAAGAAAAUGAUAUUUUUUCCUUACGACAGUAUUUGUUACAUUAUAUAAUGACUAAAGAUGUACCCAGUUUUGUGCGUGAAAAGUUACUCCAAGUGAUUGCUAUUAUGGUUAAACGGCAAGGUUGUGAAGAUUUUGGAACCGAUCGUAAUGCCGUUCUAACAGAAAUCGAAAAUUUAAUUUCAACUGGUACUUUACCAAGGAGAAUUAUCGCAUGUAAUCUGUUAGCAGCUAUAAUGCAAGAAUAUGCAACAUCUUUAAAAUCAUCAGAUGUGGGUCUUCCAUGGGAGAAACAUUUCCGUGCAAAAAAAUGUUUUGAAGCCACCGAUUUACCACGUAUAUUUCGUUUUUGUGUACGGGCUCUCACCGAAUUAUUUCAAGCGGAUCCACCAUAUUCAGCGGAUGUUUAUACAUUAGCUAAACAUUUUUUAUCAUUAACCGAAACUGUAUUAACAUGGGGAUAUAUUUCACCACUCUUACCAAAACGUUUAAUUGGUAUGUUUGAAGAUAUGCAUGAAGCUGAUCAAGCCCCAGCUCUACGUGUUGGCCCCGCUUGGAAAGAUAUUAUUUUGGAGCCAUCAUUAUUAGAGUUAUUUUUCACAACGUAUUGGAAAAUACGUGAUCAAGAAGCAUUAAGUCAUCAUGCUAUGAAUUGUUUGGUACAAUUUGCAACAUUAAGUGGGGGUAUUAUUGAAACAGACAAUGUGAAAAGUACAUAUAUUACAUGCUAUAUAGAAGGUUUCUUGAAAUUAAUCGACAGUAUUGAAUUACAAGAUCGUGAAUCAUUGGGUUUGUCGAAUAUUGUACGAAAAUUGGUUAUAUUUUUCCCACCAAGAAUAUUAAUACAAUUACCAGAGAAUAUGAUACGAGCGUUUUUAGAGUAUGUUGCGAAAUUAACAUGCCGAUUUGCUGAAGGUGCAGCUCACGAAGAAUCCCUAUGCGCAGACGAUAGAAUGUUUAUGGAAGCAUUCGAUAACAUAUUAGAAGCUUGGUCAACAAUUCUACUAGAAUCUCAAUUUCCAAAGGAAUUAACCGAACAAUUAUCAAUACAAAUAUUUAAUACGUAUUUACGAAGUCAUUUAUCCGCACCAGAUGGUACUCGUGGUACACGUGAAAUCGAUAGCGAAGAAAUUGACGAAACUGAGGAAACAGAUCGUUUAAAAUUUCAAGAUCAAUUAAAAACUAUCGGAUUAUUUGGACGACAAGUACCGUCAUAUACCGUACCGUUGUUGUCUCGAUUAUUAGAGCAACGCAUACAACGUUUACAGGAUCAUCUUCAACGUGUACAUACCCAAGCAUUAAAUAUUAGCGAUAGUGCAACUUUAGAUUGUGUAUUUGAAGAUUUACACUGGCUUAUAUUAAUUGCUGGGCAUGUUGUUUGUAUUGAUAGUGACGGGGAAACUGCAUUAAUUCCCACGGAAAUUAUGCAAUUCUGUAUAGAACAAUCGAAAAAAGGGAAAGUUAAUUCAGAGAUAUCGUUAAAAUUACUAGCGUCGCCAAAUCAAAAUGUUCAAGAUAUACCUGGCGCCGAUGAAAUGGCUGAUCCAUUAAUACGUUUAGUUGCAGCAAUAUUUCGUUUAUGUGAAGUGGAAAAGUCAGCGGCUGAAGCACGAAUGCAACAUUCUUUGAGUCCUGAAGUUGGUUGUACUGUUGUGUGGUUUUUAUCACGAUUUGCACUUUCGUACUUAAUUCCUAAUGAAGUCAAUUAUUAUGAGAUUUGCCCGUUGCUACUAACAGCUUUUGGAAAAGAUUCAGAAGGUGCAGUAUGGACAACAAACUUUUUACUCAUGAAAAUUAACUCAAAUAUUGUUAAUUUUCUAUCAGAAAUACCCUUAUUAACAGACUCCGUACAUUUAUUAGUAUCGCUAGUAAAAAAAGGCGGCGAUAAAGGAAAUUUAGUUGCAAAAUCCGAAGGCUUAUGGAAUUUAGUAAAUCUUCAAUCAAAUCUUGAUCCAGGUGCGCUACCACAAAUUGCAAAACGUGGCUUAUAUCGAGCAUUUACUUUAUGUGCAUCAGCAUUAGAAGAACAACAGGCUUUUGAAUUCCUUCAACAAAUUAUAAAUCCAGUAACAAUACGAUUUAAACAAAUCGUCUCUCAAGAUAAUUUUAAUCGGGUAUAUCAAUUAGAAAACAUUAAAACAGCUUUAAUUGAUAUUUUAGAGUCAUUAAUCGGUGUUAGUCAAGGGUCUCAUGUACGUACUGUUAAAAUCAUUUUUACAAUGUUAACACCAAUUUUAUCCGAACUAGCAGCUUUAUUAACAGUUUAUCAUAAUUACCAAAUAAUUGUACAAUUAAUCCUUGAAGUAUUUUGUAAAGGGGCUCGACGUAUGUUAUGUUACUUAAGUGGUAGUGAAUCACGUAAAAUGUACGAGUAUUGUUACACAACAAUCCAAGCAUAUGCCCAAAAUAACGUGGAUCGUUCAACAGUUGAAAGUACCGCUGAAGAUGGUAGCUAUCAAGAUAUUUUACUUGUUUUAGAAUUAUUAACGAAUAUCUCAACAAAAGAUUGUAUUGAUUUGGGUGAUCAAACUUGUGAUGAUGAGAAUGCCAUUACAGCAGCGGAUGUUUGUAUCUAUGGUUUAAAUUUUAUAAUGCCAUUAAUGACGCUAGAAUUAUUAAAAUAUCCACAAUUAUGUACUCAAUAUUUUCGUAUGAUUACAUUCAUAUGUGAAUUUUAUCCGGAUAAAGUAUGUCAAUUACAAAGUGAUUUAUUACAAAAGUUUUUAGGUUCUAUUGAAUUAGGUUUAACAAAUUAUGGCUCAGAUGUUGUAACAUGGUCGUUAGAGGCAAUACAAUUAUUGGCUACAAAUAUUUAUAAACGUUCAUUGCAAGGUUCACAAAUGUAUGUUGCAUUGCUACCAUUUUUAAAAUUAAUUAUUGAUUUAACGCUAUCACAUCAAUUACCGAAUGAUGUAACAACGCAUGCAUCUUUAUCAAUAUACGCAUUGAUAUGUAUUUAUCCUGAACAGUACAAUAGUUUAAUACAAUCAUUAAUUGAAAGUCAAGAGGAUCCAACAAUUGCUGAACGUUUAGCAAAUGCCUUUAAUAGUUUAAUGUAUGAUGUGAAAUUGAAUUGUGAACGACUUGGUCGUAUGAAAUUUCGCGAUAAUUUUGAUAAGUUUAUUGUAAAUGUUCAUGGAUUUUUAUUGAUUAAAUAAUUAUGACGAGUUUAAUUUUAGUAAUUGUUUUUUUCUUUUUUUUGUAUUGAAAUUUUAUUGAUUAUAAUUAUCGAAUUUUGUAUUUGUUUUUAUCACAGAUGUCUGUAUAUUAAACAUACAUUAUAAAUACAUAACUUAUUUACUCAUUUUUUGGUUACUCAACUAUGGAGAAAGGCACCUUCAGAAGAGAACGAAAAUAGUAAAAAUUUUACAGGGAGUUGCAGAUCUGUUUUAAAUUAAAAACUAUAAUCUGUGAGCACCAUUUGAGUGCACUUUUGCCAACGUAACACAAGUUUAUUAAUUCCGUAGGCAUAAAAAUUGAUAGCUCGGGUGCAAUGCUGUUUGACAAAGAGUGAAAAUAUUUUAUGUCUUUACUUGUAUAGUCUUUUGACAACUGCUCGAAACAAAAGCGAAUCGAUGAAAAAGUUCUAUUAAUGAUUCAGACUUAAUAUACGACAUCUGUGAGUUUUAUUAUAAACAUGUAAAUAUCGUUGUUUGCCACACUUUUAAAAAUAUUAAAAUUAGAAUAAAAGAUUUUAUAGUCCAAUAGACAAGAAUUUAUACUCAGGGACCCACGUAAAUCUAAAUUCAAAUUUUUAUAUUCUACGAGAAAUUGCUUCAAAGCAGUUUCAGACUUAAAACAAAAUUAGUAAGUAACAAUCCUCUCAGGACAGGAUAUGAUAUUUUUGAAAUCUUAACUUAAGCACCUCGAGAAGUCACUAUCCAGAAGGUCGUUGUUCGGACUUUUUAGCUAUUAACUUCUAAAAUAUUUAUUUUAUAAAAUUUAAAUUACUUGAUUUACACUCACCAGGAGCUCUUUCUUUAAUUUCAGAAAAAAUUUAUAUUCUAAAAAAUGUAAAAUGUACAAGAGAAUUAUCUAUUUAUUGAAUUAUUACUAACUGUCCAUUUAUUGAUGAU
Molecule: messenger RNA, 4396 nt
Organism: Chrysoperla carnea
Lineage: Eukaryota; Metazoa; Arthropoda; Insecta; Neuroptera; Chrysopidae
Product: exportin-4-like
Exons: 6
Coding region: 86-3478 (1130 amino acids)
Biological process (GO): protein export from nucleus
Cellular component (GO): cytoplasm; nuclear pore
Molecular function (GO): nuclear export signal receptor activity; small GTPase binding
Source: RefSeq, a predicted model, not a curated record